CACACAAACACUUUCCCAGAUGCAGUGUUGCCAAUGGAAGAAUUUAAUUAAUUAAUAACUGUUCUGACAGGAAUAUAUUAUUUGUUUCGAUGAAACGUUUAAUAAAAAGAGAAUUUUUGAUUAUUUUUUUGCUUCAGGGUUCUAUAAAGUUGGACUGAAAGUAAACAUACGAUUCCAAAUAUUUUGAAUAUACCAACAGUGGCUGCUUUUUAACUUCAAGGUGGCAAAAAUACCUUGACGUUUGGUGACUGUCUAGGAAGUCUGAUUUUAUUUUAGGAAUAGAAUUAAUUUUUAUGAAAUAUAAGUGAAAAUGGCUACGAAGGGGUUGUAUUACACCCCACCUGGUACGGACGGCUCCGAAUAUGCCCACAGACAACGGAUAGCUAGUCAUUAUCAAACAAGUGCUUUAAAUAAAUCAAGACUUAAGUAUUGUAUAUUUUUCCAUUACCUGUUGUUUUUUGCGAUGCUAGCAAAGCUCUCGGCAGAUAUUUUAGACAAACUAGACAUAUUUAUAUUGGAAAUUGAAGAACUGCACAUUCCUGAGCCGCUCUGGUGGGAAUACAUAUGGUGUAUAAGCCUUCUGUUAUCAUUUUUGGGAUUGGAAGCUAUUAAAAAAAAUAAAGUAUCUCUAAUGAGGAAUUAUAUGACAGGAUUGGUGCUGUUUGGAUUUCUCCCCCUUUUUUAUGCUGUUAUUUAUUAUUUCUCGGAUGUAUGGACCUAUCUAACAUUUGAAGAAGACGAGGAUUUGGAAGAUGUUCAUAUGUGGCAGGGAUAUCCAUAUGGAAUGCUGUGGUAUGCAUUUAUACUCCUAUCCAUUCAGGUUCACUUAUUUUCCUUGUAUUUUGCUUGGAACCUACUUACAGCAUGGAGAGUGAAGGGUACCAAAAAAUAUGAAUAAAUCUAGUUAAAUAUUAACAGACAAUUUGCUCAUUAUCAAUGUUAGGUACUUCAGAUAGUUUCCUUAAAAUGCACUUGGAAGUCUAUAACCAGUAAAUUUGGAAAUGUUGGAACCUAAAUAUCCCACAUAGCACAUUAAGAAUAUAUUUAUUUUAUUAAUUGUGUAGCCUCAAAUCUUUACACUGAUAAACAAAUAUUUGUAAUAUGUCACUAAUAAUGAAGUGAUAUUUACAACAAGACAGGUUCUACUACUAUAAGCACAUUGAGUGAUUGUUUAAGGUCCCUGACAACAAGGGAUGUCUUUUUUUUUAAACUAGGGUAAAAUAAUGCCAUGACAAGGACCAUUUUUAAUAUUACUUGCAUUUCUAAUAAUCUAGUACGUGAGCUAUACCAAUACACUGCCUUCACCAGGUAACAGUAUUUCUAAAAUAGAUCCUGUAACUUAGUAAAAUAAAUAUAUUUUUGCUAUGUGUGAUUACCUAGUUAAGUAACUGUAAGAAAGUUUACCCUGAAACAUUGUACCUUUUUCAUUUUUAUACCUCUCAGGCCGACAUCAUCCAUUGGUGUUUGAUAAUUUGUGUGUAUAUGUGUUUAGCAAAUUGUGUCAUUAAAUCUUUAUUUGUUACAUAUGUUGUUUUUCCUAGUUUAUAUAUUUUUUGUAUGCAAUUAGAACUUGCAUGUAUAUUUGCACUAGUUGUGUAUUAGAAAUAUUUAAAUCGAUUUUUGAAAUUUUAUUUUAAUGAAUAAAUUUAUUUUCUAAAA
Molecule: messenger RNA, 1659 nt
Organism: Psylliodes chrysocephalus
Lineage: Eukaryota; Metazoa; Arthropoda; Insecta; Coleoptera; Chrysomelidae
Source: the annotation of a GenBank genome assembly